Messenger RNA from Passer domesticus (house sparrow), 2833 nucleotides. It is a transcript of the gene FEV, whose product is annotated as FEV transcription factor, ETS family member. The coding region runs from base 57 to 1700 and encodes 547 amino acids. Gene Ontology annotation, molecular function: sequence-specific DNA binding; DNA-binding transcription factor activity, RNA polymerase II-specific. The transcript is spliced from 2 exons. Gene Ontology annotation, biological process: cell differentiation; regulation of transcription by RNA polymerase II. Lineage: Eukaryota; Metazoa; Chordata; Aves; Passeriformes; Passeridae. The record is from RefSeq and is a predicted model, not a curated record. Gene Ontology annotation, cellular component: nucleus.
UGCUCCCUGAUAAAGUGGAAUAAUAAUAAUAAUAAUAGGGGCAGGAAUAUUAAAACAUGCAGCCCGCGGGCCGCCCCCACAGCUGCCAUGAGACACGGCACCGGAGCGGUGCCACUGCUGCUCAACAUGUACCUGCCAGGUACGGGCGGAUGCCGCGGCCGCUGCCCCACGGCAGCGCCGUGCCCCGCACAGCGCCCAGCCCUGCCCGCCCUGUCCCGCUGAGGCCCUGGGGCUCUCCUCUGCCCCAUCUCCUUCCAGCGCCCACCCCGUUAUCCCCUCUCCCUCUGUCCAUUCUCUCUUCCUGCCUUCCAGCGCCACAGCCAUCCCUUCCUUCUUCCUUUCAGCUGCCCUCACAGCUUUCCACACCUGCACACUCAUCUUCCCAUCCUUCGUCCACCCACCGUCGCCCUGUCCUUCCAUCUCUGCAUCCACCCUUCUUUUCUUCCAACCCAUCUUUCCACCCACCCACCCACCCUUCCCCUGAGCUUCCAUCCAUUCUUCCACCCCACCCACUUGUCCCUGCAUCCCCCUUUCCAUCCCUGGUACCAGCCAACCCCUCCAUCCACCCAACAUCCCUUCCAUCAGCCUGUUUUCCCAUCAUCUUAUCCAUUACCUGCCCUUCCAUCCAUCGAUCUCUCGCACUUUCUUUCCUCCACCUACCCACUCACCAUCGUCUCUUCUGUCCUUCCAUCCAUUCACCCAUUUCCUUCCUGCUACCCAUCUAUCCAUUUACCUGUCCUUUCCACAGCAGUGCACUCCCCAAAUGCCGACAGACAUCCUUGCUUCCACCCGCCGCUCCUGUCACCCAUCCUGCCACCCACCCGCCUCCUCUCCCUCUCCCCCUGCCCCACACCUCUCUCCCUCACUCCCUUUCUCCUCCCUACCCCAGCCCACGGGAUCGACUAUUCCUAUUUAAAAGCUUCCCCGGCUGGGUCGGAAAUCGGAUUUCCUUUUUCCUGGACGCGUUUCCUGGCUUCGCCGCAGCGGCGGGGCAGGCGAGGGGGAGCGGCCGGGGGCUGCGGGGCCGCUGCCCGCGGGUGGGCGCUGGGGUGUCGCGGUCCCGCCUGGUUCCAGCCCUCCCUCCACACCACCCGCGCUCCCUUUUCCCCCCAGAUCCAGUCGGGGAAACUUUGUUCAAAGACGGGAAGAGCCAGCCGUGGGGGUCUCUGAGCCCCGGCGUGCAGAAAGGCAGCGGGCAGAUCCAGCUGUGGCAGUUCUUGCUGGAGCUGCUUUCGGACCGGGCCAACCUGAACUGCAUCGCCUGGGAGGGCACCAACGGCGAGUUCAAGCUGAUCGACCCCGACGAGGUGGCGCGGCGCUGGGGUGAGCGCAAGAGCAAGCCCAACAUGAAUUACGACAAGCUGAGCCGGGCGCUGCGCUACUACUACGACAAGAACAUCAUGACCAAGGUGCACGGCAAGCGCUACGCCUACAAGUUCGACUUCCACGGGCUGGCCCAGGUGUGCCAGCCAGCCACCCCCGACCACGCUCUCUACAAAUUCCAGGGCAACCUGGCGCCGCUGCCCUUCUCGGGCAUCUCCAAACUCAACCUCAUGACCUCGGGAGUGACGCCGGCUGGCUUCUCCUACUGGCCUGGCUCCAGCCCGUCCCUCUACCCUGGGCACGGGCUCCAGCCCUCAGCCUCUUUCAGCGCCAUGGCAGCCUCCCACCUCAACAACAUGAACAACCACUACCAUUAGAGGCUCGGCUGGGCCACGUGGAUGCUCCAUGUCCCCGGCAGCAUGGGGCUGUGGAUUCGGGAAGCUCAGCGGGGAGGGAUGGGGAUGGGAUUGUGCCCUGCUCUCACUUGCCCCCUUUUAUGUUUGAUGUGGUGUGGGGGAUGGGGGGUGCUUGCAGGAUAGCUGGGUUUGUUCUCUGAUGUGGGUGGCUGGAGGAGGGAAGCCAUCUAAAUUUAAGAUGAGGAAGUAUCCAUGACCUGGGAACAGAUGUGGAUACCUAAGGCAGGGUGUGUAUGGAAGGAAAAACCAUGGGCUCCUCCCCUGGCAGGGACAUUGCCCCUCCUUUCCUUUGCAACAUGCUGCCCAACCAUGAAUGUCCUUAGCUCUGCCUCCAGCCUGGGCCUGCCCUCCCCAUUCCCUGCAGAGAGGAGCCAGGAGCUGGGGCCCCAGGCAGCUGUGUCCAUGAAUGAGGGUCCCACUGAGCAGGGACAAGGAAAGGGACCUUCCUUGAUCACUUGGUCCCCUCACCUUUGUCUCCAAAGCUUCAUUUUCUCCAUCCCUCCUCUAGCUGCUGCCUGAAGGUGACUUCCUUCAGACCUCAGGAGAAGCCUUGGUCUGGAGAGCAGAUGCUUUCUAUGUAUUCAUUCAGACCGAGGGCAGGGCUCUGGGGUUGGAGGUGCCAGGGACAAAUGUGAGGCUCACUGCCAGUCCUCAGGGCAAGACCAGAGCCUGGAGGCAGCGUAGCCUGGUCUCUGCAGCUCUGCCCUCUCCCCAGUGCCCAAGGCUCACACCUCAGACAGUCCCUGACACCCUGCACAUGACCUGGUCUCCUGCUCAUCACUUCCUAGAUUAAUGUUCCAGUUUUACCCCGGUUUUAGCCUCUCACAUGCAGGGCUUGGUGGGACACCCUCCAUAAGUGGGAACAUCCCCAGGGACAAGGCAGCAUGGGUGGUGGAGCAGAAGAAGGGAUCACAGCAGGCCUGGGAGCCCCAGGCAUCAAGGGGCAGCCCUGGGUCUCUCCCCCUGGGUUCAGGGAGCUGCCCCCAUCCUCUGGAGUAGGACUUUGGCCCAGUGGAUGCACAGGAGCUGGGCACGCUGAGCUCCGCACUGGCUGGGGGGUGGGAUUGGUGUUCAAUAAAACAGAGAGGUGCUGU